Molecule: messenger RNA, 1626 nt
Organism: Morus notabilis
Lineage: Eukaryota; Viridiplantae; Streptophyta; Magnoliopsida; Rosales; Moraceae
Product: probable disease resistance protein RXW24L
Exons: 6
Coding region: 1-1626 (541 amino acids)
Biological process (GO): defense response to other organism
Molecular function (GO): ADP binding
Source: RefSeq, a predicted model, not a curated record
AUGCGCAUCAAGGAAGUAGCAUUGUCUGUUGGUCCCAACAACAGUUCUCCAAUUCAACCUCCACUUUUGACGCCUGCGGAGAGCUGGGAGCUUCUUAAGCGAAAAGCCUUUCCAAGAGAAACAUUUGAGAAGCAUGCUUGUCCACCGCAAUUCGAAGUGAUAGGAAAGGAAAUGAUUCGAAAUUGUGGAGGACUGCCUCUUGCAAUUGUAGUUCUUGGAGGCUUAUUGAGAAAUAAAAAUUCAUUGGGUGCAUGGGAAAAGGUGCAAAAAGAUGCAAAAUCACACAUCAACAAGCUCAAAUCGGAACAACAAUACCGAGUAGACGAUAUCUUGGACUUGAGCUUCCAAGAUUUGCCUUACUACUUGAAACCAUGUUUCCUUUAUUUAGGAAGCUUUCCAGAAGAUAGUGAGAUACCCAAAAGCAAGUUGAUUCGACUGUGGAUCGCAGAAGGCUUUAUAUCAACAAUGGAAAGAGAAGAUAUAGAAGGGGAAUUAAUAGAAAAUGUGGCUGAACAUUACUUGGGAGAAUUGGUUGAUAGAUGCAUGGUUCGGGUGGACAAAAGGGACCAUACAGGAAAAGGUGUCAAAACAUGCCGAUUUCAUGAUCUUAUGCGAGAUUUUUGCAUUUCUAAGGCGAAGGCAGAGAAUUUCCUAGACAUUAUGCAGGAGCACCAUAUGAACAUGAUGACGGCUGGUUCUUCUUCAGUUCAGUUUCAUCCAGCGACUCGUUUUCGCAGGAUUGUUAUUCAUGUUAACGACCACGAUCUUCAUCACCGCACACCUAAUUGGAUGGAACAAGUAGGUCCCAGUAUCCGCUCUCUUCUAUGCUUUGGAAUCGGUAAUUUAAUUCACUUGAGAUAUUUGAGGUUAAGCGGGGCUAGUGAUGAGUCAAAAUUGCCCCGCUCUAUAGGCAACUUGCAAAAUUUGCACACUCUAGAUCUUCGAGUAACCAAUAAUCCCUUUGGAAAUGAUAGCCUAACAAACAUUGAGACCUUGAAGGGCAUAUAUGCAAAGGAUUUGGUCAGUUAUGGCGCAGUGCGUAAACUGACUAACAUUCGGAAUCUUGAAGUAGGUUCAUUUCGCAGCGAUAAAGAAGAGUUAGCGGUUUUGGAAAAGCUGCCGAACUUAAGAAUUCUCCGGUUGGAUAAUGACCUGGUGGAUGAGACUAGCAGAAAUAGUGUGUAUAAAUUGGUGUGUUCUGCCAAUGGAUUUCCCAAGCUCGAGGUUCUUACACUCAGAAGCUUAUACAGAUUAGAGGAGUGGGAAGUGGAGGAAGGUGCAAUGCCGAAUCUCAGGAGAUUGAAUAUGAUUGGUUUGCAAACACUGAAGGCGAUUCCCGAGGGUCUAAAAUAUGCCUCCACUCUCCGCGAAUUGCAUAUGGUUGCAAUGUGGAUAGAUUUUGAAGACAAUGUUAGAGUCAAUGAAGAAGGAGUUGAAGGGAAAGAUUUCUACAAGUGCAUUCAGAAUCUUGAUUCUGCAUUUUUUCAGUUUACUGGUUUUGUUCUUAAAUCUGGUUCUCUGUUGAGACUUGAGAGUUUUGACUGGAACUCUUGUUGGUUUAGUACAUUUUUUGCGGAACUUGCCUGGAAGGUUACACUUGUUCCUGCUCAACACAUAAUUAGCUAG